GCGCACUCAUAGUCUCCUUCUAUCUCGCAGCCUCUUCAGUUCCGGUUCUCCGCCCUAGGCACCUUCGGCUCUCUGCCCUCUGCGCUUUCGAUUUCGAAGCUCCUCUCUCAUCACACCUGCAAGGCAAUCCAUUGAACAGACUCUGCGACUUUGCAAAUUCAAGAUUGCGAGGUGCUGCGACGAGGCCUCCCCGAUCCCCGGUCUCUUUUUCCAAACUUCACCCGUAUGACCAGUUGAAUUGCCCAUGCAGGAGGAGGAUGAUUGAUUUCUCGAUUCGCGGAGCGUGGGAACUGCGCCCUCUCCUGCGUCUUUGUCUUCCUUAUGUCCAAAAUAAUUUCAUCUAGGUCCCUGAUGUUCCCAAUUAUUCCAUUUUGUUCCUCAAAAUUUUUUAUUGAUUAUAGAAGCUCCCUUUUUUCCAGGAAAAGUUGUUAUCCUUGAAGAUGUUGGUUAAGCUCCAGGUCCACCACUUCUCCGCCGUGCUAUGCUUCCAAGACCACGGCGGCCCAAACUUUCCGGCGACACUUCCCUUCUCUUUCCCCGCCUGCAACCGCCCACGUCUCUUCACGGUGCCCUCCGCCCACCGCAACCACCAAGAAAAUCGUCAAAACACCGAAACUAGCACUACCUCCUCUCCGUUGAACGAUGAAGCUACUGUUACUCAAAAGCACAAUUCCAAAUCCACUUCUAUGCUCCUCCAUUUCCUCUCAUUCGACCAAAUCUCAUAUUCAAAAACGACGCCGUUUGCAGAGAGACAGGUGUCUUCUGUAGAAGAAGAGGAAGAAGAUAAAAUGAGGCUUCUAGAGAUGUCAUUGAUAAGAAGAAGAACCCCUCAAUUCCCAGGCUCAAGUUAUGUUCAAUCUCCCAGCGAUCCUGAUGUCAAUUCAUCUUUGCCGCCCAUUAAGAGUCUGUUUGAUGACCAAAGCGGCAUUGCUGCUGCUGCAGAUGAUGAGGAGAUGCUUAUUAAGGCCCUAGAGAUACGCAGGAGAGUCACCACUGAGAUUUUCAUGGAGGCGAUGAGAAAGGGGAAAUUUGGGAUCACUUAUUCGAGAAAUUUGGUAUCCAAAUUGUCUGAUUUCAUUGAUUUUGUGAUGAUUCAGGCUGCUUCAAUGAAGCAAAUGCCUGAAUUCUCGCACUCAUCCUUCAAUAGUCGAGCCAGGGCAUUCAUAGAUGAUUCCAAUGUCGUGCCAAUGGUAAGGUGGUUGAAACACAAUUCAUUAUCAUUUCCUCAAAUUGGGAACCUCGUAUGUAAAUCAAGACGAGAUGUUACCUACAUAAGACGUUUUGCUGAGUGGUUAAAGUCGGUAAACGUGAAGGGGAGAUUCAUUGGGGUUGCAAUGCUGAGAUCAGGAGAGAAUGUCUUCAGCCGCAGCUUUGAUGAUUUGGAUGAGAAUAUUGAGUAUUUGGAGAAGAACGGGGUCCGGAGGGACUGGAUUGGCUUUGUUAUUAGCAGAUGCCCUGAAAUAUUGUCAUUUAGCAUGGAAGAACUCAAGAUGCGUGUUGAAUUCUAUUUGAAUCUGGGAAUGAAUGAGAAUGAUUUCGGGACAAUGGUUUUUGACUAUCCUAAGGUGCUUGGCUACUUGAGUAUGGAAGAGAUGAACCAAAAGGUUGCGUAUCUGAAGGAAUUUGGCCUAAGUAACGAAGAUGUUGGAAGAGUGAUUGCAUUGAAACCACAUUUGAUGGGUUGUAACAUUGAGGAGAAGUGGAAGCCCCUUGUUAAGUUUUUCUACUACAUCGGGAUUUCUAAAGAAGGAAUGCGAAGAAUUCUUAUUGCCAGGCCAAUAGUAUUCUGCAUUGACUUGCAGAACACCAUUGUGCCUAAGGUCCAGUUUUUGCGAGAAAUAGGCGUUCAGGAAGAUGCCAUUGGAGAUGUGCUUGCCAGGUUUCCCCGAAUAUUCACAUAUAGCCUUGAGAAGAAAAUACGACCAACGGUAAUAUUCCUCCUCACAAAAGCUGGAGUCUCACAGAGAAAUGUUGGGAAAGUAAUAGCCUUCCAACCCGAGCUACUGGGAUGCAGCAUCGCACACAAAUUGGAUCCCAAUGUGAAGUUCUUUUUGUCGCUUGGUAUACCUCUCCGGAAAUUGGGUGAGAUGAUUGCUGACUAUCCAUUGAUUCUUCGAUACGAUAUAGAAAAACAUCUUCGUCCCAAGUACAAAUACCUGCGACGAACCAUGGUUCGCCCUUUAGAGGAUCUAAUUGAAUUCCCAAGGUUUUUCAGUUAUUCCCUUGAAGAUAGAAUGAUCCCAAGACACAAAGUCCUUGUAGAGAAUCGGGUGAAUUUUAAGCUGCGAUAUAUGCUGAAAAGCACAGACGAAAAAUUUGAAGAAAUGGUUCAGGAUAAAGUGGAAAGACGUAGGAUAUAUGAGAGUGGCAUCAGCUGUGACAAGCCAUCAACCACUUGUAUUAAUGGCUCUAUAGAAGAUUUCUCAUUCAAUCAUCGAUCUAACUGUAGUAGCAGAUUAGAAACAGAUAAGUAAACUAACAAAGAUAUUUGAUUUCAACACUUGUAAUAAUGAACAUGUUUUUUUUGUCUGUAACUGUGUGUAUAUAGUGAGUGUAUUCAUUUUCCAA
Ipomoea triloba (trilobed morning glory) is the source of this 2568-nucleotide messenger RNA. Its product is annotated as transcription termination factor MTERF2, chloroplastic-like. Lineage: Eukaryota; Viridiplantae; Streptophyta; Magnoliopsida; Solanales; Convolvulaceae. The transcript has 7 exons. The record is from RefSeq and is a predicted model, not a curated record. The coding region runs from base 441 to 2474 and encodes 677 amino acids. Gene Ontology annotation, molecular function: double-stranded DNA binding. Gene Ontology annotation, biological process: regulation of DNA-templated transcription.